Molecule: messenger RNA, 2058 nt
Organism: Lotus japonicus
Lineage: Eukaryota; Viridiplantae; Streptophyta; Magnoliopsida; Fabales; Fabaceae
Product: xyloglucan galactosyltransferase KATAMARI1 homolog
Exons: 1
Coding region: 96-1850 (584 amino acids)
Molecular function (GO): glycosyltransferase activity
Source: RefSeq, a predicted model, not a curated record
UUUUCCACUUUUCAUAAUCAAUAAUCUGAGUGUUUAUAGGCAGAAUUUGACAAUGUAGAGCACCAAAGCAUGAGACUCUGCCUCUGGGAAGGGAAAUGGAGAAAUCAACUAGUGGCAAAUCCCGCAACAAGUUUUGGUUCUUUUUCUUAGCCACUUCCUUUGGAUGGUUGCUAUGUUAUGCAUAUUUCACAGUUCUAAAGGCCGAUAACACUCUCUUCAUCUUUUUGGGCCAUAGUUUUGCCACCACUUCAAAGAUUCAUGGAGCUAGCCACUCUCAUAUGCCUCAUAAACACAUCCAUGUUAGAGAGCAAUUAGACUAUGCUAGGAACCCCAUUAGAAACAUGAAAAUCACAGAGCAGAAGAAAAAACAUGUAACAAAAUAUGGUCACCAAAAUGCAAAAAUCCAUCCUAAUCACAAGGUUAAACAUGUUGAUCGAUAUCCCAUCAAAGAAAGACAUUUUUCCAAACACAAAAUUGGUUCAAAAUCUGUGGUGGGUAAUAAACACAACAAUGGUGCUAGUGUUGGUAAGGAUCCAUGUUCCGGUCGCUACAUUUUCAUCCAUGAACUCCCUAGCAGAUUCAACAGGGACAUGGUGAAAAAUUGUCAUUCACUCAGUCCCUGGACAAACAUGUGUAACUUCACCGCAAACCUUGGUCUUGGUCCUGUUCUUUCGGAUUCUGGAAGCGCAUUUUUAUCAAAGGGGUGGUAUGCAACCCAUCAAUUCAUGUUAGAACUCAUUUUCCACAACAGAAUGAGAAACUACAAGUGCUUAACAAAAGAGUCAUCCAAGGCUUCUGCGAUUUUCGUGCCAUACUACGCUGGCCUCGAUGUUUCGCGUUACCUCUGGCUCUCCAAUGCUUCCAUGAGAGAUGCAGGUUCCAUUGAGCUUGUGAAAUGGCUGAGAGAAAAACCUGAAUGGCGAAGAAUGUGGGGGAGGGAUCACUUCAUGGUUGCAGGCAGAAUCACCUGGGAUUUCAGAAGACCCAAACGUGGUGAUUCUGAUCACGGUUGGGGAAACCAGCUUCUGAAUUUGCCAGAAACAAGAAACAUGACUGUGUUGGUGAUUGAGAAAAGUCCAUGGAACAACAACGAUUUUGCGAUUCCUUAUCCAACAUAUUUCCACCCUGCAAAAGCAGAACAAGUGUUUGAUUGGCAAAACAGAAUGAGGAAGAAUCAAAGAACGUUCUUGUUCUGUUUCGCCGGCGCGCCGCGUCCGGGGAAACAAGGCUCUAUACGAGGUAACAUAUUUGAGCAGUGUCGUGUUUCUGGGAAGAAAUGUAAGAUGCUUGAAUGUGAAGUGCGUGAAGAAAGCAAGUGUCAUCAACCAGGUUAUGUGAUGGGAGUGUUUCAAACUUGUGAUUUUUGCUUGCAGCCUUCAGGGGAUUCAUAUACCAGAAGGUCUAUUUUUGAUUCAAUGUUGGCAGGGUGUGUGCCUGUUUUCUUUCAUCCUGGUUCUGCUUAUGUUCAAUAUUUGUGGCAUUUCCCAAAGGAUUAUGCAAAAUACUCUGUGUUCAUAUCUGAGAACGAUGUUAAGGAUGGGAAGGUGAGCAUAGAGAGAGUAUUGAGCAGAAUUUCUAAGGGGAAGGUGGAAUCUAUGAGAGGUGAGGUUAUAAAGAUGAUCCCAGGAAUCUUAUAUGCUGACCCCAGAUUUAGAUUGAAUGGCAUUGAAGAUGCAUUUGAUGUGACAAUUAAGCGAGUCCUUGAAAGAGUAAAUAGAGUAAGGAGGGAGAUGAGGCAUGGAGUGGAUUCUAGUUUGAAUGUUGCAGAAGAAUUGACUUGGAAGUAUAGUUUGUCUAAGACAAUAGGUGAACAUAAAUGGGACAGUUUCUUUGUAAGAAAAGAAGGAUAAUGACCUUUUGCAUUUAUCUACAAGAUAGAGACACAAGGCUGUAACAUUGAUUGAUCAAGGAUGUCCAGCUCUUGCUUUAGGAAAUGAUACUUAUUUGAUCUUUAGUCAUGUCACAAUUUACAAUUAGCAUGUUAAUUUCUUUAGGUUCUAGUACAUCCGAACUCACUUUCUCUUGUAUCUUAUUUCAUCCAGUUUAUCACCCUCUUCC